AUGUGUAACUUCGGCUUAGAAGAUGUGUUUCUAGCGUCAAGUCUCGGUCCAUGUUUGGAAGCUUUCCUGUCUUUCAGAUUAGAGAUGGCGGCCUACUCACUUAGUGAGAUGAGCGCACAAGUGCAGGUGGAAUCUUUCAAUAUUCGUGAGAUGGACGCAAAAGUGCUAUUUAGGUGUCUACGAAGACCCGUGUUGCCUCUCAUCAGGACGAGAAGAAUCCACCAAGUUCCUUUCCAAGAUGAUCUUUCUCCGAUAGACGAGGAGCUCUUCAACUUGGGGGAUUUCAAAGAUUACAAAGACGCACCCGAUGUCAGGGCUUAUCGGGAACGCUUAGGAAUGGAGGUGAAAGAGGAGGUUUCCAGGCCUUUGAGCCGAUCUUUAAAGCAGAAGGAACCUCUUGACACCGAGAAGAAAGAGGGUAUACCAGUGCCCAUGUCCCGAUUUGAAGAAGCUUGUCACAGCAGAGAACCCGUUGUUUUCGUUUCAAAGCUCUCAAACCCAUACGUCAACCUAGCCAUCGAAGACUACAUCUACAACAAAAUGCCUCUUCCUCAGCAAGAAAACAACUGCAACAGGCUUGUGUUUUAUGUCAAUUCACCUUGCGUUGUCAUUGGCAAGAACCAGAACCCAUGGAAGGAAGUGAAUCUACCUCUCUUGAACAAUCUCCAGAUCCCGUUGGUUAGACGCCGGUCAGGAGGAGGCACAGUGGUACAUGACUCUGGUAACGUCAAUUACUCAUUCAUGACUACCAAGGACAAGUUCGACCGCCAUACAUUUGCUCAUUUGGUGAAGGAUGCAGUCAAUUCCGUGGCUCCCGUGCAAAAGCAAAUCACUGUCACUGAGAGAGGCGACAUCGUUACAAAAGAAGGCAACUUGAAAGUAUCCGGAUCCGCAUACAAGCUUUCCAAAGGCAGAUCAUAUCAUCAUGGCACUAUGCUCCUUAAUCUGCGGCUUGAUAUAUUGCGGCAACUUCUCCACCGGGACGAAGAGAAAAUAGGCUAUGUGACAUCUGAGAAGUCAGUCUCCUCUGUCAAAUCGCCAGUAACCAAUCUUGAGAUUGACCAAGAGUCGUUCAUUGAAAGUGUCAUUUCUCAAUUUCAAGAGCAGUACGGCGUAAGUAACAAAGUGGAUAAACCCGAAGAUGAAGAAUUCGACCAGACAGAGCUUCUUGGACUUGAUGACUUUGUGCUAGGUUUUUCUAAGAAAGAUUGCCGGGUGGUUUACGUUGAAGAAGGCGACGAGUUGCCUGAAGAGAUUGCUAAAGUGAGGGACGAACUUAUGGACUGGGAUUGGAAGUACGGGAACACUAUGCCGUUCAUUCAUACGUUCAACCAUAAAGAUUUCACAGUGGAAUUUACCAUUGCAAAGAAAGGUCUUGUUGAGUCUUUUACAUUGCAUGGAGCCAAUGAAAACAUCACACAGAGCUUUGAGUUCCUUCAACUCGUGUUGAACCGUGGUGAUUCUAUCACGUACACUGGAAGCAAUAUUGCAGGCUACAUUACCGAUGAUGAGCUUAGUGAAUGGAUCGGCGAAGCCAUAGACGGAACAACAUAA
Messenger RNA from Clavispora lusitaniae ATCC 42720, 1554 nucleotides. Its product is annotated as putative lipoate--protein ligase. Gene Ontology annotation, molecular function: lipoyltransferase activity. Gene Ontology annotation, biological process: protein lipoylation. Gene Ontology annotation, cellular component: cytoplasm; mitochondrion. Lineage: Eukaryota; Fungi; Ascomycota; Pichiomycetes; Serinales; Metschnikowiaceae. The record is from RefSeq and is a predicted model, not a curated record.